AUGGCAGCCUGCCUGCGCCAGGGCUGGCUGCUCUCACUGCUCCCUGCUGUCCUGCUCAGCCUCCGCAGCCCGCUGUCGGCACCUGAGCCGGUGACAUCCCAAGACGCUGCGCUGCUGGCAGGGGUGCCCGAGGACAUCCUCUGCUUCUCCCGCUCCUUCGAGGACCUCACCUGCUUCUGGGAUGAGGAGGAGGAGGCAGCAGCAAGCAGGACGUGCUACUUCUACUACUGGUAUAGCAGGGACGUACCCAUGGUGUGCACGGUCUCCACGUGGCGCCACGGGGCCGGCAGGACACGGCAUGUCUGCGUCUUCCCCGGCCAGGACGUGAGGCUCUUCACCCAGCUCCACCUCCGUGUCCUGGAUGCCACCACCAACCAGACCAAGUACCAGCGGGAGCUCAGCGUGGACGCGGUGGGUCUCAUUGCCCCCCCAGUGAACAUCACAGCCCGCUGGGCCGGGGCUGCGGGGCAGCUCUGCGUGUCAUGGCAGCCACCGCUCACUGACUACCUGAACUUCUUCCUCUACGAGGUGCGGUGCUGCCCCGCCAGCUCCUCAGAGACGCCCUGCAGCACCGCACUGGACCCCGGCGGGCAGCGCCCCGGGGAACCCUCCAUCCGGCCGGCCAGCAGCACCCACACAUCCAUGGCCAGGGCAGCUGCAGCUUCCCCAGGAGCAGGGCAGGGGCUGGUCCAGGCCCACACCUGGGCAGUCCUCCAGGACCUGCAGCCAGGGGUGAGGUACCACAUCCAGGUGCGCAGCAAACCCGACGGCACCUCCAUGGACGGCGUCUGGGGGCCCUGGUCACAGGCAGUGGCUGCAGAGACACCCCGCUCCUCCGGUGAGCAGCCGUCUGCACUGCCAGGGCGCUGGUGGCAUGGCGGGGAGGCACCCACACCUGGAGCUGCGAAGGGUGGGGGUCCUAGGGUAGGUGAGGUGCAGCACCCAGGUUUUGGGGGGCACGGGGUAAGCAGCCACCUCCCUGCCCUGGCUCUUGCCUACUCAGGAGACAUCAGGCUGUGCUGCAGCACCCCUGACCUGCAGCACGUGCGCUGCGAGUGGAGCUGGGACCCCGCAGAGCCCCGCAGCUCCCACCAGCUCUUCUACCGGGCGCCUCCAAGCGGGCCCGGCACAAGGGAAGACGCAUGGCAGCGGUGCGAGGAGGCGAGCGUGGGGGUGCAGGGCACCCACACCUGCACCUUCCAGCCCAGGGCUGGCAGCGCCAUCUCCGUCCUGGUGAAUGUCACCCAGCCCCACGCGCCACCCACACUCAGCUACUUCAAGGAACCCUUCUGGCUGCACCAGGCUGUGCUUACAGAUGCCCCGCAGCUUGUGCAGGCGACGGUAUUGCAGGGCCGGCUGAGCCUGCAGUGGCUGCCACCCCUGGAGGCACUUGCGGAGCAGCUGGACUACCAGGUCCGCUACGCUGUGGAGAACAGCCAUGACUGGAAGGUCCUGCAGGUCCCACGGGCAGCCAGGAAAGAAGUCCUGGACCUACGGCCAGGUGCCCGCUACCAUGCCCAGGUGCGGGCCCAGCCCAGCGGCCCAUGGUACCAGGGCAGCUGGAGCGCCUGGUCCAAACCUGUCAUGGUUGACGCCAUGGCCGAUGCGGGCUGGAUCAUCCCGAGCGUUACGGUGGUGCCGCUGCUCUUCACAGGAGUGCUCCUGGGGCUGCGGUGCACCUUCCCCUCCCUCUACAGCAACGUGAAGCAGAAGCUCUGGCCCCCCAUCCCUGACCUGCACCGCGCACUGGGCAGCUUCCUCCACGAGAGCAGCAAGCACGCCCAGACCCAAGGAGUUGUCUCCUGGCAGACCCUAACCAGAGCUUAG
Molecule: messenger RNA, 1827 nt
Organism: Aptenodytes forsteri (emperor penguin)
Lineage: Eukaryota; Metazoa; Chordata; Aves; Sphenisciformes; Spheniscidae
Gene: MPL
Product: MPL proto-oncogene, thrombopoietin receptor
Biological process (GO): positive regulation of cell population proliferation; hemopoiesis; cytokine-mediated signaling pathway
Cellular component (GO): external side of plasma membrane
Molecular function (GO): protein binding; cytokine receptor activity
Source: RefSeq, a predicted model, not a curated record